UCCAGGUGAGGUAUAUAAGAGCUGGCCAAAAAUUUAAAAUAUAUCAUUUACACUUGGAUUCGCCAAGAGUUGACCUUCGACAGAAAACAACCCGAAAACAAAGCUGAAGAAAAACACAGAGGAAACUUCGUUGGAAAAAGACCUGUUGCUGAACACCAUGGCUUUUUUUGGACACCCAGUGAACGGAUACGAACCUGAGGACCCCUCAUCUUCUGGCCCAGCAGGACCCAGCAGCAGUGGUACCUCUCUGGAGGAAGUUGUGGCUCCCUCAACUUCUGGCCCCAGCUCCCCUACGAAGAGACGCCGGGAGGAAAGCGAGGAGGAGGAGGAGGAGGAGGAGGAGGAGGAGGCUCCUGCAAAGAGGCUGAGGGGGUGUGAUGGGAGCAACUCAUACUAACAGGUAUCAGCUCCUCCACAUUGUUGCACAGAGGUCAACAUUUCUUUCUCCUGAGGUCUGACCUUUGCGUCUGGCGGGCAGACUCAGGUAGGUAGCCUUUGCGUCUGGCAGGGCUUUUGACCUGUGCAUGUAUAUAAACUUUGUAUUUGGUAGAACCCAAGUAGCGUCUUGCACUGGGCCUGUUUAAUAUUUUAAGCUGUACAUAGUAGCACAGUGAUUAGUCUCUCCUGAGGUCUGACCUUUGCGUCUGGCGGGGCAGACUCAGGUAGGUAGCCCUUGCGUCUGGCGGGGCUGUCGACUCCCUGUGAAUGUAUAUAUACUUUGCAUUUGGUAGGACCCAAGUAGCGUCUUGCACUGGGGCUGUUUAAGUGAGUUAUCUGUACAUAGUAGGACAGUGGUUAGUCUGACGUUUCUCUCUCCUGAGGUCUGACCUUUGCGUCUGGCGGGGCAGAUUCAGGUAGUUAGCCUUUGCGUCUGGCGGGGCUGUCAGCAACCCAUGCAUGUAUCUUAAAUCUGUUAGGACCCAAGUAGCGUCUUGCACUGGGGCUGUUUAAGUGUGUUAAUCUGUACAUAGUAGCACAGUGGUUAGUCUGACGUUUCUCCUGAGGUCUGACCUUUGCGUCUGGCGGGGCAGACUCAGGUAGCCUUUGCGUCUGGCGGGGCUGUCAGCAACCUGUGCAUGUAUCCUUUGCAUCUGGUAGGACCCAAGUAGCGUCUUGCACUGGGACCUGUUUUAUUUUUUUAAUCUGCAUGUUGUAGCACAGUGGAUAGUCCGACGUUUCUUUCUCCUGAGGUUUGGCCUUUGCGUCUGGCGGGGCUGUCGACUCCCUGUGCUUUUUUUGUCGCGUGUGUUUUUGUUGUCUUGUUCUUCCGCAGCCUUCCUCAUCUCAGCGCUGGAGACCUGUACCGGUUGGUCUGCAUCUGCCGCACAGUCUGGCUCCAACCGGAGGAAACGCCUGGUUGUCGGCAGUUAUUGUCCAGAUCGACGCCAGAGUACAGAGGCGACUGGGAGUGAGAGAAGAAAAGGAGAGGAGAGGACAAACUGCACAAACUAAAGAAACAAAACAUUUUCCUUUCAACACAAGAACACAGAUAUAUGCGUCACACCACAGCAGCGGAGUUCAUCUCAUCUGGACAAAAAAAGUAAGCAUCUGACUUAAAAUAAUUUAGACUAAUGCUUAUAAUAUUAUUCAUUCCAUAACUAAAAGAUGACUUGAUUUACUAAUCAUUUUUUCCUUUUCCUCCAUGGGGACGAAGAAGGUAAGAACAAUGUAUCCUCCACCUGUUAAUUCUUCUAAUAUCACUUAGAAUGAUUUUCUGUGUUUCACUAACUGUUAAAUAUCUUUUCCUUCUCUCACUCCACCGCCUGGAGAGGAGCUGUUCACUGAGGACAAAAAACGUGAGUAUGAGCCUCUGACUUUGACUUUAUGUUAAAAUAUAUUUUAAAAAGUGAAUAUGAAUGUAUGAUAUUAGCACAGUUUUACUGAUUAUUUAUGUCUGUU
Lates calcarifer (barramundi perch) is the source of this 1899-nucleotide messenger RNA. RefSeq names its product cysteine-rich hydrophobic domain-containing protein 1-like. The transcript has 2 exons. The record is from RefSeq and is a predicted model, not a curated record. Bases 158 to 397 code for a protein of 79 amino acids. Lineage: Eukaryota; Metazoa; Chordata; Actinopteri; Centropomidae.